AUGGGCAUGUGCUUUGGCAAUAGAGCAAGGUUCCCAUCACUUAGAAGAGGGCCUGUUAGAAAUUCUCACAGCUGGCAGUCAUAUAAGUUGCCCAUUCUAGAACAGAGACUGUGGAACACAGUAAAGACUACUCUUGGGAGAAAGCAGGGAAGAGUCUCAGACAAGUGGUGGAAAUCUUACAGUCUGCAAAACCGACUGAAAGGUGACAUAGAAGCUGGAGAUGGGCGGUGGAGAGAGAGAUUCAACUUUCCAGUUUCCCAAUCUAGAAAUAUUAGUAAGAACCAACAACAGCAACUUAAUAGGCAAAAGAAUAACGAUCAGCCCCCCACCAAGAUGAAGAUUGUUGCUCACAAGAAGAAAGAAAGAGGACAUUGCUAUAAUUCAUCUGCAGCUACACAGCAGGCUGUACACAAUGGGGGGAAGAAUGGGCAUUUCCCAAAUAAUCCAAAUUGGAAUUCCAAUUUAGUUUUGAAAUCCCAAACUAAUCAGAACUAUGCUGGCGCCAAAUUUAGUGAGCCUCCAUCACCGAGUGUUCUGCCUAAACCUCCCCGCCACUGGGAUCCAGUUUCCUUGAAUCCUUCUGAUAAAGAAAUAAUGACCUUUCAACUGAAAACCUUACUUAAAGUCCAGCUGUGA
This is a messenger RNA of Dromiciops gliroides (monito del monte), 636 nucleotides long. Its product is annotated as proline-rich nuclear receptor coactivator 2-like. Gene Ontology annotation, cellular component: P-body; nucleus. Gene Ontology annotation, biological process: nuclear-transcribed mRNA catabolic process, nonsense-mediated decay. Lineage: Eukaryota; Metazoa; Chordata; Mammalia; Microbiotheria; Microbiotheriidae. The record is from RefSeq and is a predicted model, not a curated record.